Molecule: messenger RNA, 2555 nt
Organism: Symbiodinium sp. CCMP2456
Lineage: Eukaryota; Dinophyceae; Suessiales; Symbiodiniaceae
Source: the annotation of a GenBank genome assembly
AUGGAGGUCGAGGGCGACCACCUGUGCCGUCGCUUUGCCAAGAUCCAUCCAUCAGAGUACCCGAUACUUUCUGCAGAGGUUGUUAAAGAACUUGACCUCGAGGUCCUGGAGGAUGCUUCAGAAUCCGUGCAAGGAAUGACCUGGCUGCAGUCCAAGGAAGACCAGAGUGGGACGUUCUGCGUAGGCUGCUCUGUAUGCGCUGAGAUGUUAGCCAUGGGCGACAAGGACAUCGUGGCGAACUUUGGCAUCCGGCACGUCACCGGGCUGAAGCCGAAGCGACUGAAGCAGCACCAGGAAAGUGCAGCGCACGUGGCUGCUGUGAAGCGGCUGCUGCGGCCAGACGAGAAGGUUGGGCAGCCCUUGGUCAGGGAAAACACAUCACCUGCUGCGGCCGACUUUGAGGCCAUCCUGGCCCAUCUGCGCAAAGGCGGAAGCAUGCGCCAAGGCAUCCCAGGCAUUGCACACUUCGCUAAGGCCAAGUGCAUGAUGUUCCUCCUGGCUGAGAGCACGAAACGCUUGUAUCGGUCGUGGAUCCGAAGCAGCACCACUAUCAACCUUCUCCGAGACGAGCGACAUGCUCGUCUUUUGGUGCGGUUUCGGUGUGCAGACUACCGAGGUGUCCGGGGCAUCGGCGUUCUGGGACAAGCGCGCGUAGUGCAAGGCACGGCUACCAACAUCACCGAGGCAACGAUGGCUGUGUUCAGGGAGUUCUGCACCACGAAUCACGGUGCGCCUGAGCUGAAGGAUGCGGGUCAGGUGCAAUUCGACGCGACCUUGUUUGAGCAUCUCAGGGACACAGUGCAUUCUCUCACGGUCGACGCAGCUGGCAACGAAGUCGCUGCAGGUGAGUGCAUGAGAUCGGCGAAGUCAGAAUGCUCACGAAAGUCCUCCCAGAGCGCAGUGCGCACGACCUUCGGCCACAUGCGGGCCGCCAAGCAUCGAUUCGAGAGCUUGGGUUCUCCUUUGUCGCGCCUUUGUCUGGAUUGGGAAGCCUGCAUAGGGCUGCUGGUGCGACUGCUGCAGGAACGCCCAGCAGAACCUGCGGGCGUUUACGCUUCUGCAACCCUAGAGGCGCUCGAUGAGGAGAUGAUGCUGCAGUGUGCGCUUCUUGCGGACGCCUGCGAUGAGUGCAUUGUGCUCAUACGUUUUUUCGACGCUGCUGAAGUGGACAACGCGAAGAUCGCGCAGGAGGUCCAGCGGUUUUGCAAGCGAAUCACGCAGCUCUUCGAAGAGCAGCUGGUGUGGACAACUGAGGGUUACACGAAGCAGACAUUGAAAUUCCUCGAGGACACGCAUCAUUUCCUCGUCAGGGGCUCUGUGCUGAGGUCCGUCGGAGGGCCCCGUGCUGUUACCCGGCGCAUGAAGACGGUGGUUCUAGAGAGAAUGCUGGCGUGGACAGCUCUCGCCCGCGAGGUGGUCGCGGCCGAGCACCCGCACUUCGAGGUUGUCUCCAGCUUUUCGUGUUUUGACCUCCGGGAGUUAGGCACUCUGCUGCAAACCGUUGGGAACGGUUCCUUUCCUGCAGCUUUGACCCAGCCGCUGGAGCGCUUGGCAAGCACAUUCCACGUGGACCCUGUCAUGCUUUGUGCGCAGUUCUGCGACCAUGGCGCGGUCGCAGCCCAGCGCUUCAAGGACACCGGCUGUGGCAAUUUGGAGGCUUGGCAGCAUGCGCUACAGGUCACAUCUUCGACGUCUGCACGGUCGCGGCACCCGGCAUGCCAGCUUGAAGUGGUGCUUGCGGAAUAUGCUGCCAUGACAAGUUCUGACUCGAUCAUAGAGCGCGAUUUCUCUAGGGUGAAGCGCAUCCUCAGCGACCAACAGCUGCACGCUGGCCCAGGGGUGGAGAGCGACACGGUGCUGCUGGCUGUGGCAGACCCCGAGCACGACAGAGAGGUGAUUCAGCAGGCCCGAAUGCUUUGGUCAGAGCUUUAUGCUUCCAGCCGGAAACGUCAGCGACCGAGAUUCGAUCGUGGCGUGGCUCGCCCACUCAAAAAGCUUUGCCGCGCGGAGGAUGUCGAAGAGAAGCCCACAGAGACAGAAUUUCGGAAGCGCCGGCGAGCUGACAAAGAUGCAGAGCAGGCUCCAGAAGACAGCAUUGUGCCAGCUGACCCGGCCAACGCAUGGACAAGCAAGCAUGACAAGGAGGUGGCCUUCAACAAGGAGAAGGGCCUUAGCAGGCUGUUCGAUGCCUUGCGGAGCAACACAGUGCGGGUUUCCGAGCUGCCGGAGAGUCUUCUGGAGAUGGCCAUUGCACACUUCGACAAGAUCGAAAAGAACAUGCAAGCUCGGGAGCGCGCCGAGUCUGCACGCUCCCGGGCUGUUGCACGCAUCUGCCCGUCCGAGGCGUCCUUGGAAGGCUUGUCGGUGUGGGUGCCAGACGAGCUGCGCAGUGUUCUGCUGGAUGAUGCCAUCGAGCGACGUGGCUGGGACGUGACGCAAGAGCUUCACACCGCCAAGGUCUUGAUUCUGCGAGAUCUCGCGAACCUAUGCGACCUGCAUGCUGUAGCAGCUGCGCUGAACGGGGCCUGGGUUGUGACUCCGCACAUGACGAUUAU